CUUAUAACAGCAGUAAUUGACUGGAACAAUUAAAUUUUGAAGUUUUACUUCAGGUUUCUUUUUAUAAGUGAAUGGGCAUUUAAAAUAAGAAUUAAUUAGUAUUUUCAGGCGGAUCCAAGCAGUGAGUGCGAAAAUGACGCUCACAAAUAAGUUGGAAAUAGAUGAGAAAAUUCUAAAAGGAGAGGGUUUUAAACCGUAUUACAUUACUAAAAUUGAAGAGCUACAAUUAAUAGUAGCUGAGAAAAGUCAAAAUUUAAGGAGGUUACAAGCACAACGUAAUGAGCUUAAUGCAAAGGUACGUAUGUUACGAGAGGAAUUACAGCUUCUUCAAGAACAAGGAUCAUAUGUUGGAGAAGUUGUUAAACCAAUGGAUAAAAAGAAAGUGUUGGUUAAAGUUCACCCUGAAGGAAAAUUUGUAGUAGAUAUAGAUAAAAACAUUGACAUUAAUGAUGUGACACCAAACUCAAGAGUUGCAUUACGCAAUGAAAGCUAUACUCUACAUAAAAUCUUACCAAACAAAGUUGAUCCACUGGUGUCUCUCAUGAUGGUGGAAAAAGUACCAGAUUCUACUUAUGAAAUGGUUGGUGGCUUAGACAAACAAAUUAAGGAAAUUAAAGAAGUUAUAGAAUUACCUGUUAAACAUCCUGAAUUGUUCGAUGCACUUGGAAUAGCACAACCUAAAGGAGUACUUUUGUAUGGACCGCCAGGUACUGGCAAGACUUUAUUAGCUAGAGCAGUAGCUCAUCAUACUGAAUGUACGUUUAUUCGUGUGUCUGGUUCUGAAUUGGUCCAGAAAUUCAUUGGUGAAGGUUCACGAAUGGUUCGUGAACUUUUUGUAAUGGCUAGAGAACAUGCACCAUCAAUAAUAUUCAUGGAUGAAAUAGAUUCAAUUGGAAGUUCCCGUAUUGAGUCUGGAUCUGGUGGAGAUAGUGAAGUCCAAAGAACUAUGCUUGAAUUACUCAAUCAGUUGGAUGGUUUUGAAGCAACAAAAAAUAUUAAAGUCAUCAUGGCGACAAACAGAAUUGAUAUAUUAGAUCCUGCUUUACUUAGACCAGGACGUAUUGAUCGUAAAAUUGAAUUUCCACCGCCAAAUGAGGAAGCACGUCUUGAUAUUUUGAAAAUUCACUCGAGAAAAAUGAAUUUAACUCGCGGUAUAAAUUUAAGGAAAAUCGCAGAACUCAUGCCAGGUGCAUCUGGUGCGGAAGUUAAGGGUGUGUGUACAGAAGCUGGUAUGUAUGCUCUCAGAGAACGUCGUGUUCAUGUUACUCAAGAAGAUUUUGAAAUGGCUGUAGCAAAAGUUAUGCAAAAAGAUUCUGAGAAGAAUAUGUCGAUCAAGAAGUUAUGGAAGUAAUCGGUUAGACUCAAUGCUUCAUUAUUUCAAUAUUUACAUUUUUUGUAAAACCACUUGUGAGCUACACAUACCAUUAAACGAAACAUAUAAAAUACAAAAUAAAGUUUAUAGUUGU
Messenger RNA from Dufourea novaeangliae, 1466 nucleotides. RefSeq names its product 26S protease regulatory subunit 8 (gene Rpt6). Gene Ontology annotation, molecular function: proteasome-activating activity; ATP hydrolysis activity; ATP binding. The transcript is spliced from 6 exons. Lineage: Eukaryota; Metazoa; Arthropoda; Insecta; Hymenoptera; Halictidae. Bases 134 to 1351 code for a protein of 405 amino acids. Gene Ontology annotation, biological process: proteasome-mediated ubiquitin-dependent protein catabolic process. The record is from RefSeq and is a predicted model, not a curated record. Gene Ontology annotation, cellular component: proteasome regulatory particle, base subcomplex.